Plasmodium malariae is the source of this 1284-nucleotide messenger RNA. It is a transcript of the gene LRR13, whose product is annotated as leucine-rich repeat protein, putative. Gene Ontology annotation, molecular function: protein binding. The transcript has 3 exons. Gene Ontology annotation, cellular component: cytoplasm. The record is from RefSeq and is a predicted model, not a curated record. NCBI's taxonomy places the organism in Eukaryota, Apicomplexa, Aconoidasida, Haemosporida, Plasmodiidae. Bases 1 to 1284 code for a protein of 427 amino acids.
AUGAAGUUAGACUUAGAGCUGAUUAAAAAAAAGAGCGAGCAUAACGAAGGGCUUAUUGAAGAGUUAGAAGAAAUAUCGUUACACCAGUUGCAAAUUAAGAAAAUUGAAUGCAUUAACAUCCAUUGUAGAAACUUGAAAAUACUACUACUGCAAAAUAAUUUAAUUGAAAAAAUUGAAAAUUUAAGUCAGAUGAAAAAAUUGGAGUACUUGAAUUUGGCCUUAAAUAAUAUUACAGUUAUUGAGAAUUUAGAGAAAUGCGAAUCCUUAAGAAAGCUCGAUUUGACGCUAAAUUUCAUCGACGUUUCAACAAUUGAAAGGUCCAUAAAUAAUUUAAAAAAAAAUGAAAAAUUAAAAGAAUUAUAUAUGAUGGGAAAUCCUUGUGCCAGUUGGGAGCACUUAAAAUUUUUUAUUAUAUUUCAUUUGGAAAAUUUACAAGUUCUAGAUGGUUCUGAUAUCUUAAUGUCCGAUAGAAUAAAAUCAAAACAGAAUAUUGUAUCUGUUUUAAAAACCCUAGAAGAAGAAAAAAAAAAAUGUAGACUUAACGAAAACGAACCGUAUGAUUCCAUUAACAAAAGAAAGGAAAUCUAUGAAGAAAUAGAACAAAAUGAAAUGGAACAAGAAAAAAAUGAAAAUAAAAAUAAAAAUCGAAAUGCAGAAAAGGAAAUUUUACCUGUAUAUACGGAUGAGGGAGAUAUUCGUCAGUGCAACGAAGGUCAUUACAAGUUCAUGUUUGACGAAUAUUCAAGCAGAAAAUUUACCUAUUUGAAAUUAUUUUUGCCAAAGUAUUUGUGUAACUCCCUAAUCAAGAUAGACAUAAACAUAAACUAUGUGAGGUGCAUAAUUAAAAACAAAUUAUUCCAAAUAAAAUUAAAUGAUUGCAUUUUAACUGAUUUUACAAAAAUAUAUAGAAAAAAAUAUACUGGAGAAUUACACAUUAAAAUGAGAAAAAAAAAUUAUAAAAAAAAUAAAAUUUUUGAAAGGGAUUAUUUUAAAGGGGAAAAUUUUAAUACAUAUGCAAAUACUGCUCAACUUCACUCAACCUUGUCAUCAUCACCGUCAUCGGUAUCUUCACGUACUUCGUCUUUUUCUGAUUCGUCUUGUACAUCCUUUAAAAAUAAUCAUUCCAUUAAAGAGAACAAAAGGAAGAAUUCAAAGAAUUUUAUGCUACCUUUCCUCAGCGAAAAGGAUGACAGUUUUCUUCUCGAAGAAAAACAAACUAAAUAUUGUGCAUCCCUUAUCAGUCAAAUACCUCCUCUCGAAAAAAUAGCUAAAGGAAAUUCUUAA